Messenger RNA from Sinocyclocheilus grahami, 2489 nucleotides. RefSeq names its product kelch-like protein 38. Lineage: Eukaryota; Metazoa; Chordata; Actinopteri; Cypriniformes; Cyprinidae. The record is from RefSeq and is a predicted model, not a curated record. Gene Ontology annotation, molecular function: protein binding. The transcript is spliced from 4 exons.
UUUGAGAGAGAAAUUUGGGAGAAUGUAUUUGAUUUUAUCCUGCUAAACUCUGUCUGAUUUGGUUCAGACUCAUUGGAACUUGAGUGUAAAGAGCAAGCAGCAUGGUUAGUACAUCAACAGAGAUCUUUCCGUUCAAGGACCAAGAGCUCACUGCUCACCUCCUGUUUCAUUUGAACAUACUCAGACAGCAGUAGAUCUUCACCGAUGUGAUCUUGUGCACCGAAGACAAGGAGAUUCCAUGCCACAGAAAUGUCUUGGUUUCUAGCAGCCCGUACUUCCGAGCCAUGUUCUGCAGCAACUUCCGGGAGAGCAGCCAGGCUAGAGUGGACCUGAAAGGGAUCACAUCGGAAGUCAUCGAAUGUGUUGUGGAUUACAUCUAUUCUGGUACCAUCACCAUCACCAUGGAGCUGGUGCUGCCCCUGAUGCAGGCAGCCUCCAUGCUGCAUUAUGGGAGGCUCUUCGAGGCCUGCUCCACUUUUCUACAGGAACAGCUCAAUCCAGAAAACUGCCUGAGCAUGAUCCGGCUCUCGGAGAUCCUUCACUGUGAAAGCCUCAAGGAGAGAGCCAAAGAAAUGGCUGUGCGGUGUUUCUCAGAUGUAGCUGCUUCUGAGGACUUCUGUGAACUUUCCCUUCCCGAGUUAAUGUGCUACCUGGAGGACGACCGACUGUGUGCGGAGGAAGAGCAGGUUUUCGAGGCGUUACUUGCUUGGAUUCACCAUGACCCCUUCUCCCGUCGAGGAGCCAUUCACGACCUCUUUAAGAAGGUUCGGUUGCGGUACAUCCAUCCAACAUACCUCUUCCAGUUUAUCGCCAAUGAUCCGCUCGUCCAGUCGUCUGCGCUGUGCACCGAGAUCAUCGAGUCUGUGCGACGUCUGAUGUUUUCCGUAAGCGCCAAAUGCACUCAAGAGCUGAAGCCUCUUUGGACCACACCGCGUCGCUACAUUUGUCGGGAGACUCUGGUGGUGGUUGGAGGCCGCAAGAACAAUGAACAGACGUCUCGAGAAGCGCUUCUCUACAACGAACGGACACAACGGUGGCAGUGGCUCGCGAAACUACCUCUGCCACUCUACAAGGCGGCGUAUGUCUGUAUUCACAGCAUUCUGUAUGUGGUUGGUGGCCUCAGUCUUCGUCUGAUAUCUGGAGACAGUGCGGUUAGCGCCACAGUUUAUACUCUCUCAUUGAAGACCAACCAGUGGAGGACCGCCGAGCCCAUGCUGGAGCCACGUUACGGCCAUCAAUGCAUCUCCUACCUUCACUUCAUCUUUGCUCUUGGUGGAAUAGGGCCGGAUAAGCUGAUCUCAAAUACUGUGAAGCGUUACAACAGCAUGUUCAAUCAAUGGGAGACCAUGGCGCCGAUGCCUACAGCAGUCCUACACCCUGCAGUCGCGGCAAACGACCAGAGGAUUUACGUGUUUGGAGGCGAGGAUGCCUUGCAGAAUCCAGUGAGACUAAUACAGGUUUAUCACAUCUCCCGCAACUUGUGGUCUAGACUGGAAACCAGGACAGUGAAGAACGUCUGCACACCUGCUGCUGUGAUAGAAGACAAUAUUUAUAUUGUUGGAGUGAUUGCCUACGACACCAAAGCUAAUAAGUUUGUGAAGUGCACCAACAUGAAGGAGAGAAGGAUGCACCAUGCGGCCACAGUCAUCAAUAACAAACUCUAUGUGACCGGAGGACGUUUCCUCAAUGCUCAUGAUGUCAUCGAAGACUCCAACUGCUUUGAGUGCUACGACCCUAAAACAGACGUGUGGACUUCUAAAGGAUCGUUACCGUACAAACUGUUUGAUCAUGGUUCACUAUCGCUGAUCUGCGUCUCCAACCACCCCAACCCACCAUGACUGCUUAAAGAGUGCAACACCUCUGCUUGGGCGUCCCGUUCGCUCCCCUGCUUAUUAAGGGAAAUGAGAAAUAUGGGGCCACAGCUGAGACUGGAAACCAUCUAAGGAAGGUUGCAUUCGCUUGUGGGUUGAGUACAUCUCAGCUGUGACUUUGAUGGUAUGCUGCUGGUGCUCGCCAGCAUCUGUGCCAUCUUAAAUCAAAAGAGAUUUGAGCUGGCAAUUGCAAGUGUCACGGUGGACCUCAGGGAGUGAGCCUAGGACCUCUGUGACCCAAAAAUCUUCAGACAGAUGUUUCUCAUCAUGAUCUCCAUCUCUCAGAAUGGCUUGAACAGCCAACUUUUAGUCGAUAGUGCCUUGUUAGCAUGAAUUUAAUUGGAAUCCAGGAGAUAUGACCAUUUUUGUUUUUGUUUGAUUAAAUAAUUGGUGAAGUGAAGAGAACAUUCCCUGAGAGCUGUGUGUGGUCAGUUCUAUGUAAUUAAUGAAGGCCAAAAAUGAACCUAAUGGAUCAUGAAAUGCUUGAUGUACCAUGCAUGCUAAAAGUAUGUGGACACCUGGUUCUAAUUAACAUGGUUUACUAUUUCUGCUACACACAUAACUAACAGAUGCAUGCAAUCUGCUAAGAUGAACAUUUUCAGUAUGGGGCCCAAUGGA